GUCGGUGAGUAUCCGGGAAGCGCCACUAUGGGGUUCCGUAAGAAGAGCACCAAGAACCCCCCAGUGCUGAGCCAAGAAUUCAUCCUGCAGAAUCAUGCGGACAUCGCCUCCUGUGUGGGGAUGUUCUUCCUGCUGGGGCUUAUGUUCGAGGGAACAUCAGAAGUAUCUAUCAUUUUUCUUACUCUUCAGCACAGUGUCAUCGUCCCUGCAGUAGAAGAACAAGCUACGGGAACCAAAUCCCUUUAUUAUUAUGGUGUCAAAGAUUUGGCUCCGGUUUUCUUCUACAUGCUGGUGACAAUAAUUAUUCACGCCACAAUUCAGGAAUAUGUGUUGGAUAAAAUUAGCAAGAGAAUGCAGUUCACCAAAGCGAAACAAAACAAGUUUAAUGAAUCUGGUCAGUUUGGUGUAUUCUACCUUGUUUCUUGUAUCUGGGCCACAUUCAUUCUGAUCUCUGAAAACUGCCUGUCAGACCCAACUCUCAUCUGGAGGGCUCAUUCCCAUAACAUGAUGACAUUUCAAAUGAAGUUUUUCUACAUAUCACAGUUGGCUUAUUGGUUUCAUGCUUUACCUGAACUCUACUUCCAGAAAACCAAAAAACAAGAUAUCCCCGGUCACCUGGUCUACAUUGGCCUUCACCUGUUCCACAUUGCCGGAGCUUAUCUUCUGUACUUGAAUUAUCUGGGACUUCUUCUUUUGGUGCUGCAUUAUUUUGUUGAAUUACUUUCUCACAUGUGCGGCCUGUUUUAUUUUAGUGAUGAAAAGUACGAGAAAGGGAUUUCUCUGUGGGCCAUAGUGUUUAUUUUGGGUAGACUUGUGACUUUAAUUGUUUCGGUAGUCACUGUUGGGUUUCACCUGGCUGGAUCGCAGAAUCGGAAUCCGGAUUCCAUCACUGGAAACGUAAAUGUGUUGGCAGCUAAAAUUGCUGUUCUGUCCUCCAGUUGCACCAUCCAAGCUUACGUAACGUGGACCUUAAUUACUGUCCGACUUCAGAGGUGGAUAGAAGAUUCUAAUAUUCGGAUCUCAUGUGUGAAGAAGAAACGGUCCACGACUAAAGGCAGGUCUUCUAGAAAAGGAACCGAAAAUGGAGUGGAAACUUCAAAUAGAGUAGAUACUCCUCCAAAGAGGAAAGAAAAAUCUGCAUAAUGAUUUACAAGCUAAUUGGCUAAUGUUUCCAAAGGAAUCUGCUCUUUAUUAUAAGAUAAUCAUUCUGCACUAGAGAUUUUUCUGUUGUUGAAAAUAGUUUCUGCUCAUUGUUUUUUGCUAUUGUACUGUCUAAUGUAUUUUUUUAAGGCAUUUGGGGAAGGAUGAUUAUUAUGAUUGGACAAAAAAGAUCAUUGCAGUUAAGACUAAGCUUCUUGUCAAAAUAGUGUCAAAACAGUGAAGGAAUCACCACUGUAUUUCGAUUUGAUUUUGUACCUUUGGACAUUUUCUUAGUGAUUUGUAUGCAUAACUACAAAAUUCCACAUAUCAGUGAUACAACUUCUUGCUCCCAUCCAUCUUCUAUAAUAUUAACAAGAUGGUCUGUUAUAGCAAGGUCAUAUUUUUAAUGUUCUCUUUCAGGGUAAAAUGGAAAUGCUAUAAAGGUGGAAGUGCAAUCAGUUUUCUCUUAUUGUUGGAAUUUUUUUUUUAGAACUUACAACGGAGGAAAGAUCUGUAAAACCACCAAAAUAAUAAUGUGCUUUACUUUAUAGGUAGUGAUUGUUAGUGUUACAUCCCCAUUAAAAAGAACAAAAUAGUAAUGGGUAACAUGUAUGGCGAUGUAUUGCUAUAAAUAGUGAAAUUGAAU
This is a messenger RNA of Cynocephalus volans (Philippine flying lemur), 1786 nucleotides long. RefSeq names its product translocation associated membrane protein 1 like 1 (gene TRAM1L1). The record is from RefSeq and is a predicted model, not a curated record. Gene Ontology annotation, biological process: SRP-dependent cotranslational protein targeting to membrane, translocation; protein insertion into ER membrane. The transcript has a single exon. The coding region runs from base 28 to 1143 and encodes 371 amino acids. NCBI's taxonomy places the organism in Eukaryota, Metazoa, Chordata, Mammalia, Dermoptera, Cynocephalidae. Gene Ontology annotation, cellular component: endoplasmic reticulum membrane.